CCGCACUCAAGUAUUUUAUUUUAUUUUUUUUUGGUUUGAUCAUAAAGCCAUAAAGUUACUAAUCUGCAUUAGAAAUCAGAUAUAGAAUUGCUAUUCUUUGUGAUAUUGUUUUGGAACUUAGUAUAUUCAUCUUAGACAUUGAGAUAUAUUCAGAUACAAAUAUCUGAUCCAAAUAUUGAAUAGUCCCAUAGAUUCCGGAUAUUACUCCGCGAUUACAAAUUUGCUAUUCUAUAUCGGCCAACAAAGACUAUUUGUUUAAGAUUGGUUUAUCAUUAGAAUUAGACAUUACCAUAACAUUAUCUCUCCCAGACACAAGAAAGGAUAUAAGAAUAGGAAUCGAGGGCAGCAGUAGAAAAGAAGACGUUAGACAAUACAAUUUUACAAUCGAAAAGUUCCAUACAAACCCCACCAAACUACCCCAACCAAUUAGCUUCAUACAUUAUUAUGACCAAUAAGACUGAAAAGGAACACCAUCAUGGUAUAAGAAAUAUCUUUAGAAAGGAGGAAUCUCCUGGUGCUUCAUCUUCAGAGAGCUCCCAUACAGGUAUUUCAAAAUUCUUCCACCAUAAUAACUCUUCAAAGUCAGACACAGGGUCUGGUAAACUUUCGAGAAGUUCAAGUAUUCUUUCACUUAAAAAGAGUCAACCAGUCCACAAUUCCGGGGCAAGAACUCCGGAGCCUAAAAAACUCACCAAGGCAGAAACAAUAGCACAUCUACAACAUAUUUCACAUAAGAAUUCCAUUAGAGCUGCCGCUGCUAAUAACAACAAUUUACUGGGGGUUCGAGUUCCUUCACAUCAAGCACCACCCGCACACCACCAAGAAAAAAUUAAGUAUAACCCCUUUGGACUCAAUAAGAGUCCUUCUACUGAAACUCCAAGACAUACAAGUUUCUAUUUGGCUGGAACAAAUGAUGGCCAAAGAAUACUUGCCAAUCCAAUGGCUGACCCAAAUGAUUAUCUUCCGGAUGAUUUAAGACAAGGCCAUGUUAAUCUCUUGGAUGACUUUGAAUUUGAUUUAUCCAAUUCUAAAUUGGGAUUUGGAGGUUCUGCAGAAGUUAUGAUGGUGAAUGUUUCACAUCACAAGAAACAAAUAUAUGCCUUGAAGAAAUUUUCACUUUUAAGUAAAGAAACUGAUGAAGAUUUUUAUAAACGUGCUACCAAGGAGUUUAUUAUUUCCAAAAGAUUGUCCAAAUGUAGACAUAUUGUCGAUACAUUAUCGAUUGUGAGGAUUCAAUCUCAAACUAAUCUUACAAGAGGGUGGGGGUUUAUUUUAGAAUUUUGCAGUGGUGGUGAUUUAUUCAACAUUAUUGUCAAACCUGGUUGGAAAAGAACUUCAUUAAAUGAAAAAUUUUGUAUUUUUAAACAGAUUUCAUAUGGAUUAAAGUAUAUGCAUGAUAGUGGAAUUGUUCAUCGUGAUUUGAAGCCAGAAAACAUUCUUUUGGAUGCUAAUGGAGUUGCCAAGAUUUGUGAUUUUGGAAUCAGUGAUUAUGGUAAUGAAAUAGAAGGCGAUCUUACUUCUCCAGUUAAAAAGUCUCAUGCUUAUGUUGGAUCUCCUCCAUAUUCACCUCCAGAAGUUAUGAAAUUGAAAGAUUUAAGUCAUAGUGAGUUAAAGAAAUGGGAAUAUGAUCCUUACAAAAUGGACCAUUGGAGUCUUGGAAUGUUAUUGUUCUGUAUUGUUUAUUCCAGUGUCCCAUUUACCACAGCUAGUCCACUGGACCAUGGAUUCAGAGAUUAUAAAUUCAAUCAUGAACGAUUUUGUUCUUCACACCCAACUUUCAAGGGUAAUACGGAUUCAGGAAAGGGUCCUGGAUCUGAAUUCAAAUGGGCUUCACAAUUCCAAUCGACAGGAGCUUCCAGAGUUGCCUGGAAGUUAUGUGAUCCUUCAGUGACAAAUCGUUACACUUUGGACAACUUAUUCGAAGAUUCUUGGUUUAAUAGUCUUGAAAUGUGUGUAUAUGAACACCCUGAUCAAGAUGUCAAUCCAUUUGUAUUAUCACUGCAAUCGAAUGGUACAGGGUCUGGUUACUCAUCUGCGUCAAAUUCUCAAGCACCUUCGAGAAGAAACACUGUUACUUCACCUAGUGACAGUGAUGGGUUACAUACACCAAUCCGUAGUAUGUUAGAUUUACCAAAAGCUGGAGAUAUUCACCAACAUGAUGACCAACACGGUAAUCUUAACGACAAUGCAUCUAUUCAUUCCAGUUCAUCCUUAAGUCAUAUACCCUUGAGUCUUAAGAGAACUGAAAAAAACCGGUCUUUUGAUAGUAAAAAGUCUGUGGAUGCGCUCCUUCCUAAAGUCAAGUCUAUGCUUGAUUUCAAUAGUGGAGAUGAGGAUACUGAUAGAAAACUUAGUUCAAGUUCAGGAAAUUUACCUUGUGUCGCGGAAGACGCCGUCGUUACCAAUGAAGAAAUUGCCGAUGAUGGGAAGAUAACCGCCGAAUCAAGCCGAGAUGAAUCCAUUCCAGAAUGUGAAGUGGAGGAAUGUGCUCAUGUGGAUGAAGAUACAUCAACUAUUAACCCGACAAUUAAUACGAUACCGUUGGAAUUACAACCAAAGAAAUUAAAAUCUAGUACUGAUUUAACAUUUGAUUCUAGUGGAUGUUGUGAAUUAGGAUACAAGAUAAAAAAGCACCACCAUCUUGACACUGUCCCCACCGUUGCAGGGUCUUUAUCAAGACAUCGAUAAAUAGUAUAGAUAAAUAUAUAUAUGAAAAUAUCUAAAAAUUUCUACA
Molecule: messenger RNA, 2734 nt
Organism: [Candida] anglica
Lineage: Eukaryota; Fungi; Ascomycota; Pichiomycetes; Serinales; Debaryomycetaceae
Source: the annotation of a GenBank genome assembly